AUGGGAACUGCUAUGAUCCUAAAGAUCAUCUUGGCUGAUGGCACCUCUCAGAGACUGACACUCUCCAGUGGACCCCCAGCAUCUAUUGAUGAUCUAACUGAUGAAGUGAGGAAGCAGUGCGGACUUCAUGGAAAUUUCAAACUUCAGUUUAUGGAUGCCUUGUUUGGAAAUGAAUUCCUCAACCUCACUUCAAUUUCCGAAGUAGAAAACAAAGGGACUCUUAAAGUCAUUGACAUGUCAAAGACUGCUACUGUGCAGCACAUGGAUGAGGAAUCUACUGUUAAUCUUGUCUCGGAAUCACAAGCAUUCACGCCUUCCUCUGUUGGUGACUUCUCAUACCUGUCAGGGGUAUCUGAGGACACGGAUGUGAUGUCAUCGAGUGAAUUGGUUGGCUCACGAUCAUUGUGGCCUGCUGUGUUUCAUGUUCCUACGUUUUCUUUUGAUUCAGAGUUGAAACUUCAGCAUGCAAAUUUGGCUUACAUUCAGAAUGGAACUACACUUAUUCCAGAUCCGAAGUUGAAAUCUGCAAUCCUUGAGAGUUUGGUGCAAGAAAUUGUGAAAUAUAAAGUCUAUGCCAACGAUAAAGAAAUGCAUGAGGUUGCCCAGAGUCUCAUCAAAAAGCAUCCUUGUUUGACAGAGAAAGGGUCCAGCACUGGAUGUGGUGGGUGGAAGACCAGUUUAAAAUAUAAACUGUCUAACUACCGCACACAGCUGAGAAAACUUGGAUACCCAGAGGUGACUGUAAACUCUUUAAAAAACAAACCUGUUGGAAGGCAAAGUGCAGCCUUUGGUGUUAAAAAGGCAAAGAGAGCAGAAGUGAAUUUUUGUCCACCAUACCCAGCAGCAGAAACUGAGGACACACUAGAGACUAUGCAGAAAUCUCUACUUUUGGAUGUAAAGCAGAGAAACAACAGAAAGCUUGUAAAACACAAGAUGGAAAAGACCUUUGCAUUAAGACGACAUGAAGUUGUUCAGGAUGCACCAAUGGUGGAAUCUUUCAUGGCGAAAUGGCCUGCCCUGUUUGAUGUCAGUGAGAUCAAUGCUGAAUUUGAGAGGAUAACCACAGUUCCACUACAGUCAAAGUUCCUGUCUCAGCUGGAUCUCCACUCUGACACCCUAAUAAAGUUGUUCCAAAAAAAGAGGAGGGCAGCUAGGAAGAAGGCUCAAAACGAUUGUUGCACAAAUACCUGAUUGUGACGAGCCAGAUGCUGGACGCGAGUGUAUCAUCAAAGGACUCUGUGUCUACAUGGGGGAAGAUCCAGAGAACCUUGUGCAGGAAUAUGUGGACAUGGAUGAAAAUGCCAUCAAAGAGGUCAUUCAAGACACCACCAUUGGAAUAUAUGUCAUUAAACGAUCUACUUCUGCGGAACCAGAGGACAUUGGGAUUAUCCUUGAAGGAAUCAGCGUGUUGCAGGAUUUGGAAAAUGUAGCAUUAGCAGUUGCUAUGCUAUUUGGACUCAUGUAUGCACUAAACCUCAACUACCCGGUUGACCUCCGUUACACCUUUGAGGUAGUCCAGAAGGUUUUCAUGGGACUGGAUGGCAGUAAACCUUCCAACAAAACACUUGCUCUCAAAAACCAGCUGUUUCAGUGAGUGAUUCAAUGACUACAGUUUGUGUUGCCUUUUGUAUUGACCCAUUUUGGCCUAUUGUUGUCUCUUUACUCCACUGGAAGUUGGUAGUGUUUUAUUAUUCAUUGUUGAGUAAUAUUGAAUAGUUUAUAACUAUGUUUCAAGUCUUUACAGGCGGGUCCUUAAAUAGUUCCAGUAUUUGAAUAUUUCAGCAGCUUUGCACUUAUCGAUUUUCUAGUUAAUAUGAAAGUUCGAUUUUAUCAUAAAAUGUUUUAUAUAUGGGGAGCUCAUUCAGAACAGAGGGUUUUCUGUGUCUGGAUAGUUUAGCAGCUGUGCACUCAUUGUUAAUGUGAAAGCCUUGUUUUCUCAUGAGAUGUUUUAGAUAGGGGAAGCUCAUUCAGAGUAAGAGUAGCAAGUUUUCAGUUAUUCUGGAAAGGUUCAUUUGAAACUAAAUUUAAAAUUCAUUGAUGUGAAAUACAGUAUUUAGGACAGAGAAGUUUAAAUUAAACUGACUGAUAUGCAGUUUUGUU
Molecule: messenger RNA, 2100 nt
Organism: Nothobranchius furzeri (turquoise killifish)
Lineage: Eukaryota; Metazoa; Chordata; Actinopteri; Cyprinodontiformes; Nothobranchiidae
Source: RefSeq, a predicted model, not a curated record